Diaporthe citri is the source of this 444-nucleotide messenger RNA. RefSeq lists its product as uncharacterized. The transcript is spliced from 4 exons. Lineage: Eukaryota; Fungi; Ascomycota; Sordariomycetes; Diaporthales; Diaporthaceae. The record is from RefSeq and is a predicted model, not a curated record. The coding region runs from base 1 to 444 and encodes 147 amino acids.
AUGUCAACCAGGCCUGAAUGCGUGUUCACCCGUGACUACGUGGAUAGCAAUAGAAUAAAUCUGCAGCAUUACAUCUGGGUGGAGUUGUUCGGUUAUCGCAUUCACCCACAGAUACCCGUCUCACUGCCCAACCUCAGAGUUGCCGAUGUGGGAACUGGAACGGCUGCUUGGAUCACUGAUCUCAGCCCACACUUGCCAUCUGCUCAGCUAGAUGGUUUGGACGUAUCAUUUGACGCCGCGCCUCCGCGCGAAUGGCUCCCACCUAAUGUGACCCUGCGUUCCUUCGACGUGAAGGGUGAUGUGCCAGCAGACCUAUUGGGAUGCUACGAUGUCGUCCACAUCCGCAAUUUCGCCUUCGUCCUCCUCGAUGAGGAGCUUGCCCAAGCCCUCAGCAACCUGGCCAAGCUUCUCAAACCGGGUGGCCAUCUCCAGUGGGGCGAGUAA